AUGGAGUCCGAUAUUCACUCUGCCAUUCCUAGCCACGAUGGCUUGAUCCCUGAGCUCGACGAUGGCAUCUACAGUUUCUCUGGUACCUCAAAUGAAAACGCCAUGACAAGUGCCUUUGCCGGAAACAGCUUUGAUGAGUCAUUAGGUUUCAGUUUGUCUCUAUACCCGGAUUUCGCAAACAAUGACCCGACCCAACUUCUGGGCAACGAUUUUUUCUUUCUGGAUCUGCCGAAUUCACCCGCAACAUUCAACGAAUCUGUUGAAAAUCAGCCUGUAUAG
Messenger RNA from Talaromyces atroroseus, 279 nucleotides. RefSeq lists its product as hypothetical. Lineage: Eukaryota; Fungi; Ascomycota; Eurotiomycetes; Eurotiales; Trichocomaceae. The transcript has a single exon. The record is from RefSeq and is a predicted model, not a curated record. The coding region runs from base 1 to 279 and encodes 92 amino acids.